AAAAAAUACAACAGAACAGCCACAGCACUGUUUAUUUAUGUUUUGUGAGAGGUAAGGAACAUAUGUGCUCUGAGUAGGGGUUAAAUGCAAAUUCUGCCUGGGUGAAUUAAGGUCUGAUUUCAAAUGAAACCUUAAAAAAAAAUCUUGCAACAUGUAGUUUAAUAAUUUAUGGAGUUAAUCUUGACUUUUGGUCAAAUGUUUUGUUACUUAAAUAGCUUUGCUGCCAAUUGAACGUGUCAGUGUUGCAGACCAGAGUGAUAAGGAUUUGAGGUGGUUUUGAUGCCAAAAUGCCAACUCUGGAUGACAUUUUAGAACACAUCGGAGAAUUUGACAGGUUCCAGAAACAAACCUUCUUCGUCCUGUGUUUGCUUUCUGCUGCCUUCACUCCAGUCUAUGUGGGCGUCGUCUUCUUUGGGUUCACCCCCGAGCACCGCUGCUUCAGUCCUGGCGUGGCGGAGCUGAGCCAGCGCUGUGGCUGGAGCCUGGCAGAGCAGCUGAACCACACCGUUCCCGAGUGGGGCAGCCAUGGGGCCGCCUACAGCAGCCGUUGCAGCAGGUAUGAGGUGGACUGGAACGCAACGGGUGUCAGCUGCACUGACCCCCUUGGCAGCCUUGUGGGCAACCGGAGCUCUGUCCCACUUGGCCCCUGCCAAGAUGGGUGGGUCUACGACUACCCUGGGACCUCCAUAGUGACUGAGUUUAACCUGGUGUGUGAGGACUCCUGGAAGCUGGACCUCUUUCAGUCAUCUGUGAAUGCUGGGUUCUUUAUUGGCUCUGUCAACAUUGGCUACAUAGCAGACAGGUUUGGCCGUAAGUUUUGCCUUUUAGCCACAAUUCUUGCAAAUGUGGUCUGUGGGAUCCUGCUGGUAUUUGUGCCCAGCUACCUGUGGAUUGUGAUCUUUCGCUUCUUGCAAGGGCUGGUCAGCAAGGGCUGCUGGACUGCAGGCUAUAUCCUUGUGACGGAAGUCGUUGGUCCGCAGUACAGGAGAACGGUGGGGAUCCUCUACCAGGCAGCCUUCUCAGUGGGGCUCCUGGUGUUCGAUGCCAUUGCUUACGCAAUCCCUCACUGGCGGUGGCUACAGCUCACUGUCACCUUACCCUGCUGCUUCUUAAUCCUCUACUACUGGUGCCUUCCAGAGUCUCCCAGGUGGCUGAUAUCUCAAGGAAAAACUGACAAAGCUAAGAAAAUUGUCAAUGAUAUAGCUAAAAAAAAUCGGAAAAAGAUGCCUUCCCAUUUUGAGGGUAUUAAAUUCGAAGAUGAAGAUAGUGGAAAGCAGAGUCCUUCACUCAUUGACCUUGUCAGGACACCGCAGAUGAGAAAAAACACAUUCAUUUUGAUGUACAACUGGUUCACAAGCUCCAUCCUCUACCAAGGGCUCAUCAUGCACAUGGGACUAAUGGGUGGGAACAUUUAUCUGGAUUUUCUCUAUUCUGCUCUCGUUGAGUUUCCAGCUGCCUUCAUCAUUAUCGUCACUAUUGAUCGUAUUGGCCGUCGCUACCCAUGGGCUACAGCAAACCUGGUGGCUGGGGCUGCCUGCCUUGCCACAGCCCUGAUCCCCGAGGACCUACACUGGCUGAAAUUAAUUGCUGCUUGCCUUGGUCGAAUGGGAAUCACGAUAGCUUUUGAAAUGGUUUGCUUUGUAAACACUGAGUUAUAUCCAACGUACAUCAGAAACCUUGGUGUGAUGGUCUGCUCUGCCUUGUGUGAUGUUGGUGGAAUUGCUGUCCCCUUCAUCGUCUACAGGCUGGUGGAAAUCUGGCAUGAGUUGCCUCUGAUAGUCUUCACUAUUCUUGGUUUGAUUGCGGGUGGAUUGGUGUUGUUUCUUCCUGAAACUAAAGGAAGAGUUUUGCCUGAAACCGUCGAAGAUGUUGAAAACUUUCACAGGCAAAGCACUCCAAAGGACAAAAAGAUCUAUCUCCAUGUCCAAACAUCAGAAGUAGCCCGUGAUUGAAGAAGGCACAACUUUCUGGGCAGUCUCCUUUAGAGCACUAGCAUGAAAAAUAAAUUAGAAUGAAUACUCUCUUCUGUCUUGCUUCCCUUUGUUCAUAGAAUCACAGAACAACCCAGGCAGGAAGGAGCCUCCAGGAGAUCAUCAGGUCCAACCUUUCAUUGAAAAAGGGAGCCUAUAUGAGAUUAUGUAGCAUACUGCACAAUUGCAUCUUGAAAGUCUCCUCUGAUAGGAAUACUAUUUUUUCUGUCUAUUCUUUCAUUUGAAUGUUUGAGGUUUUCUGAUGUGGUUGUCCCUAUUACUGCAUAGCUUGUUCCCUCUCUGUACCCUAUAAUACAAAUGUUUUAGGGCUGGAAAAUUUUCACUCAAACUGUGUUGACCUCAACAUGGGGCAGAUUUUAACUUGGGGAUUGUGGAGUCCAUUCCAAAUGAACUUUAUAAACCUCCAUGACGUCUGACUUCAUUAUUUUGUCUUGCAUGGGCAGCAUAACAUAACAGAGAUGUACUUCUGUUGUAGAACUGAGAUGAGAACAAACCUUGUCUCUAAUCUUACUACAUAGGGUAGAGUUUCUGAGCUGAGACUUGUCCAGUAGUCCUCUGCCUCAGGGAGCAUUAGGAGCAAAGUUGGAUCUGUUAGGGACAGUUCAGCACUUUUCAUGAUUUGCAGCUGUCUCAGAAUUGGGGUCUGCCUUUCUUUGUGCCUUGUUCCCCUUUCUGCUUUCUGUGGUAGCACUGUAAUAAUUGCUCAUCUCUCCUGAUCAUGUUCUGCUUUUCCUUUUCCACCCCACUGAGCAACCUUCACAUCUUGCAAUUCCAGGGGAGAACAGGCAUGAGGUAUUGUGGUUUUCCUUUGCUGUUUUUUGCCUUGCUGGCCCCUAGCAAUGUUGGAGCACUGGUUUCUGGUAAGGAUACUGAUGCUGCUUAAUGGUCAUCUAUGGAGGCAGAGCACCCAGCUGAGCAAAAAUACUGCUAGACUCACUGGCAGUAUCCAAUUGCUCCAGGACGACUACUUGGUUGUC
Meleagris gallopavo (turkey) is the source of this 2968-nucleotide messenger RNA. Its product is annotated as solute carrier family 22 member 2-like. Gene Ontology annotation, biological process: transmembrane transport. Gene Ontology annotation, molecular function: transmembrane transporter activity. The record is from RefSeq and is a predicted model, not a curated record. Gene Ontology annotation, cellular component: membrane. Lineage: Eukaryota; Metazoa; Chordata; Aves; Galliformes; Phasianidae.